AUGAACGACAAGCGGUUUACUCAAAGUCCUUUUCCCGAGAUCCGAUUGUCUGCAGACGAUCGCGCGAACCUCGUGAGGAUCGCGGAUGCCCUCGUACGCGCAAACUUGAACGAGUACCAGCAACACCUGAACCGCGGCAAGAAGGUGGACCUGACGCGGUGGAAACGAGUGUGCAACUCGGGCACGACCACGACGUACUUGGAACGAAGUCGUCCAUUGAACUCGUCUUCGGCAAAGUUACCCGCGUCGCUCAUGGUCGGGCCUUUGCCCGGGACGCUGGAGGAAAACAUGUUUGGCCUCGUGAGUCCGACGUUGGAAUCCACGCGGAUCAAGACGUCGUAUCUGAAUGACAUUAGCGCUGCUGCGGUCCUUGCAACGAUCGUGGAACCCACGAGUGAGACGCCACUUCGAUCGGUUGUGGUCAAGUGGAUGGAGAUUGAUAUCCCGGGAGCGUCGCUGGGGGUUGUAAGGAAUCGCGACUAUGUCUACCUCGAGAGCUGUGGGAUCUGCCAGCUCGAUGACGGUGAACGCAUUGGCUAUCACCUGUUCCACUCGGUGAGCUUCCCUCAAGCUCAUGAACUGCCGUCUCGCGUGCGUGGGAACAUGUCGUUCUGUGGCAUCUUCCGCCAAGAAGGACACGAUCGAACGGACUGUCGAGGGACAGGGAUCAUGGACCCUGGCGGCGAUGCCGCUCGCGUGAUGGCGAUUAUGGGCAUGGUCCAAGCCACAAUGGCAGGUCUCAAGUACUCGUACUGUGGACGGAUGAAGAAGCUCGCGUGGCUACUCGAACAGCGUCAACUCGAAGCCAAAGAUCGACUUGCUUUGAUUGAAGAACGGCAAGUGUGCGUGACGUGCUUGAAGCAGAUAAAGGGGCACAAAAAGUCGAGGAUGUACGUCCGCAAUGCGAGUUGCACGUGCGAGCUGUGCUUUGGCUGUCUCUGUGGCACGUGCAAGAUCCUCAAGAAGCUGACCUUUGUCCCGAUUGAUGGACAACUGAGGCAGCGAAAGGUUUCGUUCUGCGUCCAGUGUCUAGUGGAAGCAACGAGUAUCGACACGUUGGAAGCAGCACGGGAGCAAUUUGUCUACAAGAAGGCGGUGCAUUCAAGUGGGAAGGCAUCCUCUUCAACUGCUUCUGGUAACAGCUCGAGCUCCGAUGGUGUCCUAAGCUCCUCAUUGAUACCUUACGAUAGCUAA
Peronospora matthiolae is the source of this 1194-nucleotide messenger RNA. NCBI's taxonomy places the organism in Eukaryota, Oomycota, Peronosporomycetes, Peronosporales, Peronosporaceae. The record is from the annotation of a GenBank genome assembly.